Copidosoma floridanum is the source of this 5421-nucleotide messenger RNA. It is a transcript of the gene Cep290, whose product is annotated as Centrosomal protein 290kDa. The record is from RefSeq and is a predicted model, not a curated record. Lineage: Eukaryota; Metazoa; Arthropoda; Insecta; Hymenoptera; Encyrtidae.
AUGGACAGCCCAAUAAGGAGAGUCAAGGAAGCCAAGAAAGGCCGAUCGGUUCCCGAGUUGAACAACCUGGAGCACGUCAAUGCUCAGCUGAAGGGAAAACUGAAAGUGCUAACGAUCGAGAUGAGAGACGCCGUCGAGAGGAUGAACUCAACGAGCGCGGAGAUGAACUCGAUAAAGAAUGAGAAUGUUUUGCUAAAAGACCGAUUGGCCGAGGUGGAGGAGGAAAACGCUCUGCUCGUUUCUCAAAUCGAAGAAAUGGCCAGCGAAAGAGCAGAGAGGGACGCCGUCAUCGAGGAGUUCAGCACGGCAGUCGAGGCGAGGAUCGUCGAGUGGAAGGAGAUCCUGGACGAAAAGGACCGGACGAUCGCUAAGCUGAAGGAGAACCUGAUGAGCGCGGCGAGCGAUCGGGGAGGAGCGGACGGGUCACCGGGUGUUGGGAGAGGCGCCGAGGUCGAGCGGUUGGUCCGCGACAUUGACCGGCGCGACGAGAUAAUUGCCGAGCUCCAGGCGAAGCUGUCCGAGGCGGUGGUCGAGAUAAACGAGAGCAGCUUGCUCAUCGAGAGGUUCAAAUCGGAUGGUCGACCGCGGGCAACUUCAAAGAGAGGUGUAAAAGAACAGCGAGACGCGAACAAAAAAGCCGAGGAGGCGAGUAAGCGGAUAAGCGCACUGGAGAGUUUGCUGGACAGGGCGGAAAAGGAUGCCAAAGUGAAGAGCGAGCAGUUGUGCGAGGCCCUGGCCAUUUUGAACAAGUACGAGGACGAGGACUCGAGCUUGGCGGAGGCACUGGAGGAAAUAAAAGAACUAAGCUGCCAAGUGGAAAAGAAGAACAAGCACAUCGAGGACCUCGUCGACGUCGUCAACAGGCUCGAAGAGGAGAACUCGCGCUACGAGGAGGCCAUCAUAGUGUUGAGGGACAAACUGGAGGACCUGGAGGGUGAGGAGUUUUCUUUGGACAAUUUGAUUCUCCAUCGGCAAAAGACGCAGGAAGAGAAGGACGACCAGGUACAGAGGAACUACGACCAACUGUCCAGCGAAAACGUCGACUUGAAAUUCCAGAUAAGAAAGUUAAAAACAGCGCUCAAAGAGUCGUUGAGAAACAAAUUAAACAAAACCAAUGACGUGGCGAGCGACGGCGAGCAUGUGGACGAACUGAGCCAUCGGUCGGAAAAGGACCAGCUGGAGCUGGGCCGGAUGAAAGAGAACGUCAAAUGGAUCAUCGAGGAAAACGAAGCCCUGAGACAGGGUAUGCACGAGAUACUGGAUUCCAUUCACAAUCAAGAUGGUAAGAGCAUAGUCACCAUCCAGUCUCAAACUCUGGAGAAUCUGCUCGAAGCCCUGGACGCCAGGCACUUGGCCGGAUGGUACCACCCGGCCAUGCGGUUGCAGGGACGGGUCAACUAUCUUCAAGGAAGCAACGCCGAGUUGCGCGCUCAGCUCCAGCAAAUAAGGCAAAACCAGUUGCGCUACGAGGCAGAGCUGCUGCAACGUUCGAGCAGCGUCGAGGAGGGCGAGUGCCGCCAAACGGGCAGCUCCUCGCAAAACCUCACCCCCGACGUGAAAACCACGUCCGAGCUACCGGUGACGCCCAAGUCCCUGCGAAGCGCGCACUCGCCGAACGCGGACUCGGGCCGGGCGUCGGGCAAGGCAGCCGAGAGCGACGACCUCCUCCAAACGGAGACCCCCGAGGACGGUCUCCACCACGUGGCCUCGGACUCGCCGGGCGACACCCCCAUGAACGACGCCCACGACGACGUCUUCGGCAAAAGGUCCGAGGAGAUCUACGCCAUGGCCAAGGAGAUCGCCGCCCAGGAGAGCGAUUUCAAGGAGGCCCUCAACUCGGCUGAGAAACGCCAGAAGGAGCUGGAAGCCCGGGUGGUGGCGCUGCGCAAAAGCCUGGCCGGCUCCGUGGCGCCCGAGGUCCACGCGGAACUGCGGCAGAGGUACCUGGAGUCGAGUAUACGGCUCAGGGCCGCGUUCGAGGACAAAGUGGCCACGGACGAGGGGGCCAGGGAGCGAGUUGUCCAGGAGCUCAGGGACGAGCUUGUGGGCCUGCACGUGCAACUCUCGCGGCUGGUUGGUGCGAGGGAAGGCGCUAGUUCGAGGCGCCUGGGCGAGCUGGAGGCGCGCGCCGUUGAGCUGGGACUGGAGAACGAGAGGCUGCGGAGGAGCGCCGAGAUAGCGCGCGACGAGGCGCAGACGCACCGGGCCAUAGACUCGGCGGUCCUGGCCGAGUUCAACGAGCUGAGGCGGCGCGUGAUGAGGCUCGAGGCGGACAGCGGGGACAGGGACGUCGGGGAAACGGCGAGGCUUGCGCUCGAGCUCGCCAACUGCAAGGUAGUGGAGACGGAGCUCAGGGAGCAAAAGAGGACCCUCGAACGAGACUUGGCGCGCGCGAGGGAGGAGCUGGGGGUCCCGAGGAAGAACGGGAGGAACAGCGACGGUGGGCAACCGUUGGAGGACGGGUGAGUGGUUUCUUUGUCCAGGGGUGUUGUUGUAUUUAAAAACGUGAUGGCUGGGCGUAGGGAGUACGUCGAGGUGAUUGAUUUUUUGCAACACCAAUACGCCGGCUCGACCUCGCUGAGCGCGUACGAGAGGUACGAGGCGGGCUUGAGCAAACUGAACGGCGACAGGAACGAGGUGAGGGAGCUGGUGGCGAGGAUCAGGGACCAGAGCGAGGGUCUCAAGGUGCAGCAGGAGACGCUCACGGGUAGGCUGCAGAUCGUCGAGCAACUGAAGGACAUGCUGGAACAGCAGAUCGGCAGUAGCGAGGUGCAGGACAUCAUGAGGAGGUUCACCGACGAGAGCAAGAAAGUUUUGGCCGAAUCAAAGUACAAGAUGCAGAUAAGCCAGCUGGAGGAGGAGUCGCGAGACGCGAAAGCCAGCCUGGCGGAGAGCGAGGCCAGAGUUGCGGCGAUGGAGCGCGAGUUGGCCGGGGCGCAAAAAGCCUGGCUGGUGAAAAAGUCGAGCGCGAGGAGAGCCAUUACCGCCGACAAGGUGACCGAGACCGAGACCGCGAAGGUUGUGGAGACAGUGGGAAGAUCCGUCCAGACCGAGGUGAAGGCGGUCGAGGCCGAGACUCAGUGUGCCAUUUACUCCAAAACGGAUACCGAUGGCGAGAAGGAUAACGACAGCGCGGACGAGUCGGAAGAUAAGGUGCUCGUAGCAGGAGCCAACGCAGCCGUAUUCCAAGAACAGCUGAGCCAGGCGUUAAAUCUGGCCUCGGAGCGCGCGGUGGCCCUCUCGAGGUCGGAGAACCACCUGGUGGAGCUGCGGGCCAAAGUCGCCGGGCUGACGAAGCUCCUCGACGAGCGCCAGCCGUUGCCGUCGACGAUCCACGUAGAGACGGCCUUCGAGCUGCAGAAGGACGGCACGGGCCAGCCAUGCGCGGCGACGAGCCACGAAGCCCUGCAGUCGACCAUCAAGGCGUUGGAGAUGAUCGUCGCUCAGAAGGAGGGCACCAUCGCGCGCUACCAGAACCUACUCAAGGAGGACCGGGACAAGCACAGCGAGGCCGCCGCGAGGCUCCAGGAGGAAAUCAGAGGACUCAAGAAACGCCUGGCCGAGACUAACGGCCAAGGUGGUCGCGACCCUCAUGUGUUAGUCUUAUCUUCACUGUCCGAGCGCCCGGAGAGGGAUUCACCAGCCGGAGAGAACGAAGGGUUGGAGGAGACGUCGAUCCUGAGGGAAAAGAUCUCCAGGCUCGAGACGGAGCUCGGCAUCGGCGCCGAACUGGCUGAGAGGUGGCAUAGACUGGCCGAGGACAGGUUGAGGCACAUGGACAGCAUGAGGAAGAGAUUAGAGAGACAGCACAGAGAAGAGAUCGAGAGUUACCGCCAAGAGCUGGUUAAACGGCAGCGCGAGACGGACGAGUUGCGCCAGCAGGUGUCGGAGAGCCGCCGGGCGCCAGCCACAAAGACCGAGGUGCUGUCGUUCAUGAAGACGCUGCAGAUCAAGGACAACCGACUGGCCGACGAGAUCGAGAGCGAGCUAGAAAAGCAGCAACAAGAGCAGCCGCAACAGCUAUCCACAACGUACACGGUCGAGGACAUCGAGCAGUCGCAGUCGCAGCUGGACAACUUGCGCAGACAGGUGCAAGCCUCGAUGGAGCGGGAGAGGUCCCUGAGGAGCGAGAUCUCCGAGCUGAAACAGCAGCUCAGCCGAAGGCACAUGGCCGUCAAGAUCCAGGAGAAAAAGGCCUCGAGGCGCGAGAUGCUGCUCGAACGGAAGACCAGGGAACUGGAGGAGGAGCUCCACGAGGCCAAGGAGAUGCUCGACCGGCACUUUAUGGCGCAACGGGCAAAACGAGCCAAGACGGCGGAGGACCUCGGCUUGUGGGAAAAGCUCAAAAAGUGGCAACAGACGGCCGAGCGGCUCAAAGAGAGGCUGAAGGACAAGAGCGAGGAGUGCCAGCGCCUACAGGCCAACUACGAGAAGCUCCGCAACCUCGUCUCCUGCAUGGAACGCGAGAAGCUCUAUUUGCGCGAGCAGCGCAAGUACGCCGCUGCUGCGACGAGUCGCGAGGCUCCCCAGACACCCCCGACCCCUGACGUCAUUGUGGUCAAUCACGACGAGGCCCUCGUGGAGGAUCUGCGCGCCGAGUGCCGUGAGCUGAGGGCCCGCGUCAAGGAGCUGCUCGCACGGCUCUGCCAGAGGGACAGCGAGAUCGCCAUGCGCGACGAGCGCAAGAGACCGGCAACCAUCGCCUUUGAGGACGACGAGUACGGGAGCGCCGAAGCGAGAAGAUCGCGGGAGCUGCACGAGCUGCUGGAGAAGGAGAACCUGCGACUGGAGGCGGAGAACUUUGAGCUGCGGCUGGAGCUGGAGCGCGCGAACGUGAACCUGCCGAGGUGCGAGGAGAAGAUCCAGCACCUGGAGAAGUACGUGGAGCUGUUGAAGACCGAAAAGGGUGUGGAGGGCCUGCCGCGCCGGGAGGGGCCGCAGCGCACGAAAGCCGAGCUCGAGAGGACAGUGGUCGCCCUCAAGAGCCUCGUCGAGAAACUCCAGCAGGAGAACAAGCGGCUCCGCAGUUCCGUCGUCCAGAGCGACCUCGAGUCGAGAUGCGACUGCGCCUAUUUGCGCGAGGAGUGCGAGCAGGCCAAGAUGCGCGUGGCCUUUCUCGAGACCGAGUUGGAGCUCGCCCAGAGGAGAGUCGCCCUUUUGUCCGAGAGCGCAGGGAAGUCCGGGGAGGACGUCUCGGAGGUGGCUCUGCUCAGGGAGCAGCUGGGACGCAAGUCUGAGCUUUUGCUGAGGGUCAAGGACCUGCUGGCCAAGGCGACCGCCAACGAGAAGGCGCUGAGGCAGCGAAUACAACAGUUAGAAUUCAAGCAAACGCUUUCCGCAAUACCCGAGUGCGGAGCGUCACUAGCCAAUACAUGAAGACAAAUAUUUUCCUACAAUCAGAUGCACGGUAUUUUUUCACUA